GCAGUAUUCGCUUGUGACUAGUCACCUAUGAUGGCCGUGCCGCCUGUACUUUUGGUGAGAAGAAUGACUCUAAGGCCCCGCCCUGCGUCUUCGGAUGUUGUGGUGGUUAGGUAUGGCGCCAGUUUUGGGCCAAGCUCAGCGCUUGUUUGCAAAAAAAAAAACACAGGAACUACAGCACAGGAACGAAAGAAAGUUUGCCGCUGUACCAUACGGAACAUUUCACAACUUUGCAACACUGCCAGAAAGUUUGUUUCUAAGAACGCUAACCCUUGCACACAUCAGCCUACAUACUCUUUUAGACUUUUGAGACAGACUAGAAAAGUAACGACCGGACCGGGGCCCUCCAUCGCGCGCGGACUUUUGGCGCUAGCACUAGCAGCACACCCAAUAACCCACCCGCCGGGGCAACAUUGUCUGACAUCCGAGCCUAUGAGAUGCAAAAAUGUCUGGGUCUGGAAGAGUGUGAACUUGUCACGCAGGUUUUCCAUGACCCCUAUGAGCUGUAAUGGAUGACCUAGCAUGACAGAUUCCGCAAGAUCACUGUCGUGCCUAUCCUGCAUGAGAAACUCCCUCCCAAUUUGGUCGAAAGUGGACAGCUGUAGGCACUCACGCAACACAGAUUUUUGCAUGAUUCGGAUUUAGCAUGACAAGUUGCAAUGAUCUUCCAGACCCAGACACUUUUGCAUUUGAUAGAGCCGGGGGCAAUGGUCGGGAAUUUUUUGGAUGACCUUUCCGAGGAGGAGCCUGCGGGGCGUGGCCGCUCCGUAGCGCCACCGGGCAGCCAGCACUCGUCCGUGUCGGAUAUCGUGGAGGCCAGCGGUCGUGGACUUACGCAAUCACGCCAAAGGC
Molecule: messenger RNA, 849 nt
Organism: Amoebophrya sp. A120
Lineage: Eukaryota; Dinophyceae; Syndiniales; Amoebophryaceae
Source: the annotation of a GenBank genome assembly